UUUCAUCUUGCAAAGAAAAUAAUAUAUUUGUUUUAUUGUAUAUUUACAAUGGCAAACUAUAUUUCAUACUUUGCACGAAUAUGUAUUGUUAACAAUAUCAUGAAGCAUGGUUCUUUAAAGUUCAUUAAUGCGUCAUUGAACUUGAGCAGACAUUAUACCUCUACAUUAUUUGUUUCGGGCAGAAAGGCUAACGAAAUCACUGCAGUUCUUACACCAUAUUUAGACAUUGAGGAUAGGAUAGCUGAUCUUGAAAAAUUACAAAAAAAUUUAAUAGCACGAGGAGUGGACAUUGAUGCCAAGGAAAUUAAGAAAGCAUGGGAAUUUUAUAAAUCAGUGUAUGUAGAUAAGAAAGAAUUAGACUUAAAAGUGGAGGAGUUAUCGAAACAGAUAAAAAGUUUUUACGAAAAGGAUUUAUCUCCUGAAGAUGAGGUACAACUGACUCAAUUAAACUUUGAAUUUAAAUCAAUGAGACAAGAUUUCAAGUCUAUUAGAAAUACUUUAUGGAAUUUAGAGGAAACCAUUAUAGAAAAGAUAUUAAAAUUGCCAAAUGAAGUGGAUGAAAAAACACCCCUUCAGUCUCCCACUGUAAUGAAAUCUUUUGGUACAUUGAGUACAUUACCAGCAACAGAAAAUAGAAAGAAUCACAUUGAAAUUGGAGAAGAUCUUGGUUUAUUGGAAUACAGAAAUCCUAUGCAAUAUUAUCUAUGCAAUGAUGCAGCUCUUUUUGAACUUGGUGUUCUAAGUUAUGCGGGAAACAUACUCAGUGAGAAUGAUAUGAUCAGAGUAGCAGGCGCGGAUUUCAGCCGUAGCUUGAUGAUAGAAGGUUCUGGUUUGAAUCACGAGGAUCCCAUGGACUCUUUCGUAAUAGACAAUCACUCUGAAGCGAAUAAAAAUGUCUCCAAUCAUAUGCAUCUUGUUGGGGGUGCAAGUUUGAUUUCAUUUUUAGCGAUGCACGCGAAGCAAGUGAUAAAUCCGAAAAAUUUCCCUAUAAAAUAUUUCGCAACUGGGAGACAGUAUACACCUUUUCCAAGCACUUCGACACCGAUUGGAUUGUUCACUGUGUCCCAGGCAUCGGUUGCACAUGCGUUUGCGUUAGUGAAAGAUGUAAAUAGUCAAGAAUAUCAUGAACUAUUUGAAGGACUGCUGAAUACCGUCUGCAAACUGUACGAUAAUAUAUGUGAUCAUUAUCAAGUUGUUACGAGACCAGUGACGGAAUUACGACCUUGGGAGACUAUGCGUGUGUCUUUUGAAUUGUGGUCUUCAUUUUCGAAACAGUACAUAGAAGUUGGCCACCUCUCUGUGUGUGGACAGUACUUGAGUAAAAGGCUACUUAUAGCAUAUCAGACACCAGAUGGAAGAGCUUUCCCUUCAGUAAUAUCUGGCACUGUGUUGUCAGUUCCGCGUCUUUUAGGAUGUUUAUUAGAACAGGACUCAACAAAAUUUGUUAUUCCAAAAAAAAUUGCGGAUCGUAUGCCCAGAAAUUUUGCGUCUGAAAUUUAGAACAUAUUUAGUUGUAGAUUUCAAAAUAUUCUUUUGUUUUGUACAUUAUUUAUGUAUAUCUAGAUAUACAUAUUUUGGUCAUCCAAAAGUUAUAUCCUGUACUGUAUAUAAUAUGUGCACAUUUUGCUACAAUAAAUGUUUUAGUAUUACGUAUAUACGU
Molecule: messenger RNA, 1660 nt
Organism: Dufourea novaeangliae
Lineage: Eukaryota; Metazoa; Arthropoda; Insecta; Hymenoptera; Halictidae
Gene: Slimp
Product: serine--tRNA ligase
Exons: 1
Coding region: 49-1500 (483 amino acids)
Biological process (GO): seryl-tRNA aminoacylation
Cellular component (GO): mitochondrion
Molecular function (GO): ATP binding; serine-tRNA ligase activity; tRNA binding
Source: RefSeq, a predicted model, not a curated record